Marmota flaviventris (yellow-bellied marmot) is the source of this 2601-nucleotide messenger RNA. RefSeq names its product BEN domain containing 3 (gene Bend3). Lineage: Eukaryota; Metazoa; Chordata; Mammalia; Rodentia; Sciuridae. Gene Ontology annotation, cellular component: heterochromatin. Gene Ontology annotation, biological process: negative regulation of transcription by RNA polymerase II; rDNA heterochromatin formation. Gene Ontology annotation, molecular function: rDNA binding. The record is from RefSeq and is a predicted model, not a curated record.
GGAAUAGAAGAUGAACUCAGCUGAAUUCGGUGAAGAUGUAGAAGAAGUUCUUAAAAAUAACACUGUGAAGGUGGAGACGGAGGCUGAAGAUGCUGCCCUGGACUGCUCACUGAAUUCCAAGCCUUCAGAGAAGCACCCUCUGGACAGCGUCUUUGCCGCCCUCCAGGACUCCAGCAAACGAAAGCAGCCAGGCAGCGAGGGCCAGCCAGAUUCUGUCCCCAGCGUGAAGAGGAGGCGGCUGAUACCUGAGGCACUCCUCGCAGGCAUGCGGAACCGCGAAAAUAGCUCGCCCUGCCAGGGCAACGGAGAGCAGGCCGGCCGAGGCAGGAAUGUGGGCUCCGUGUGGCCGGGGGAGGAGGAGCCCUGCAACGAUACCACCACCCCUUCCUACAAGAAGCCUCUCUAUGGCAUUUCGCACAAGAUCAUGGAGAAGAAGAACCCUCCCGUGGGGGACCUGCUCAACACCUAUGAGCUCUUCGAGAAGGCCAACGCCAGCAACAGUCCCUCCCCUCUGCGCCUGCUGAACGACCCUCAGAAACGGGACUGUGGCGGGGCAUCAGGAACAGCCACUGACGGCGACCCCAACAUCUACUUUCUGAUCCAGAAGAUGUUCUACAUGCUCAACACUCUCACUUCCAACAUGUCCCAGCUGCACAGCAAGGUGGACUUGCUCUCCCUGGAAGUGAGCCGCAUCAAGAAGCAGGUGAGCCCCUCCGAGCUGGUGGCCAAAUUCCAGCCACCCCCCGAGUACCAGCUCACCGCUGCUGAGCUCAAGCAGAUUGUGGACCAGAGCCUAUCAGGCGGGGACCUGGCCUGCCGUCUGCUGGUACAGCUCUUCCCCGAGCUCUUCAGCGACGUGGACUUCUCCCGCGGCUGCAGCGCUUGCGGCUUUGCAGCCAAGCGGAAGCUGGAGUCGCUGCACCUGCAGCUCAUCCGCAACUACGUGGAAGUCUACUACCCGUCAGUGAAGGACACUGCUGUGUGGCAGGCUGAGUGCUUGCCGCAGCUGAACGACUUCUUCAGCCGCUUCUGGGCCCAGCGGGAAAUGGAGGACAGCCAGCCAGGAGGCCAGGUCACCAGCUUCUUUGAAACUGAGCAGGUGGACGCCGGCCACUUCCUGGACAGCAAGGACCAGGAGGAGGCCCUGUCUCUGGACCGCAGCAGCACCAUCGCCUCAGAUCACGUGGUGGACACGCAGGACCUCACCGAGUUUCUGGAUGAAGCCUCUUCGCCGGGUGAGUUCGCCGUCUUCCUCCUCCACCGGGUCUUCCCCGAGCUCUUCGACCACCGGAAGCUGGGCGAGCAGUACAGCUGCUAUGGCGACGGUGGCAAGCAGGAGCUGGACCCGCAGAGGCUGCAGAUCAUCCGCAACUACACGGAGAUCUACUUUCCCGACAUGCAGGAAGAGGAGGCCUGGCUGCAGCAGUGCGCGCAGCGCAUCAACGACGAGUUGGAGGGCCUGGGGCUGGAGGGCGGCAGCGAGGGCGAGACGCCGCGGGAUGACUGCUACGACUCCUCCAGCCUGCCCGAUGACCUCUCCGUGGUCAAGGUGGAGGACAGCUUCGAGGGUGAGAGGCCGGGCAGGCGCUCCAAGAAGAUCUGGCUAGUGCCCAUUGACUUUGACAAGCUGGAGAUUCCGCAGCCGGACUUCGAGGUGCCAGGCGCCGACUGUCUGCUCAGCAAGGAGCAGCUGCGCAGCAUCUACGAGAGCAGCCUGUCCAUUGGCAACUUCGCCUCCCGCCUGCUGGUGCACCUCUUCCCGGAGCUCUUCACCCACGAGAACCUACGCAAGCAGUACAACUGCAGCGGCUCCCUGGGCAAGAAGCAGCUGGACCCCGCCCGCAUCAAGCUGAUCCGCCACUACGUGCAGCUGCUCUACCCCCGGGCCAAAAAUGACCGCGUCUGGACUCUGGAGUUCGUGGGCAAGCUGGACGAGCGCUGCAGGCGCCGGGACACGGAGCAGAGGCGCUCCUACCAGCAGCAGCGCAAGGUCCACGUGCCAGGCCCUGAGUGCAGAGACCUGGCAAGCUAUGCAAUCAACCCCGAGAGGUUCCGAGAGGAGUUUGAGGGGCCCCCUUUGCCCCCCGAAAGGAGCAGCAAGGACUUCUGCAAGAUCCCCCUGGACGAGCUGGUGGUCCCCUCACCCGACUUCCCGGUGCCUUCUCCCUACCUGUUGUCGGACAAGGAGGUGCGCGAGAUCGUGCAGCAGAGCCUCUCCGUGGGCAACUUUGCCGCCCGGCUCCUCGUCAGGCUCUUCCCCGAACUCUUCACCGCCGAGAACCUGCGGCUGCAGUACAACCAUUCAGGGGCUUGCAACAAGAAGCAGCUGGACCCCACGCGACUGCGGCUCAUCCGCCAUUAUGUGGAGGCCGUGUACCCCGUGGAGAAGAUGGAGGAGGUGUGGCAUUAUGAAUGUAUCCCCAGCAUCGACGAGCGGUGUCGCCGUCCCAACAGGAAAAAAUGCGACAUCCUCAAGAAAGCCAAGAAAGUGGAGAAGUGACGGGCCUGUGGGCUGCCCAGAGACUUGGGUUAUGAAAGGCUGAGCGAUGGGCACCCUUGGGACCGAGUCACUUUGGAACAUGUGUAUGGUAUCCACAGACA